AUGACAGCAUUUGAAACGGCAGUGGCCAACUGGAACUUGCUGCUGAACGGGAGAUUCAGCGAGCUCGACAAAUGGUCUGAAUUCGUGCUCAACAAGUACAAACGAAACAUUUCUAAAGACGUUUGGAACAUGACGUGGGAGUUUGCCAAGUAUCUAAAAACCGACCCCGAACUCCAGGAAUACAGCGACGAAGGAGCGUGGCCGUCUGUCAUUGACGAGUUUGUAGCAUACCUUAAAAACAAGCAGUAG
Messenger RNA from Sugiyamaella lignohabitans, 249 nucleotides. RefSeq lists its product as uncharacterized. Gene Ontology annotation, biological process: positive regulation of ubiquitin-protein transferase activity; protein neddylation. Gene Ontology annotation, cellular component: ubiquitin ligase complex. The record is from RefSeq and is a predicted model, not a curated record. The transcript has a single exon. Bases 1 to 249 code for a protein of 82 amino acids. Lineage: Eukaryota; Fungi; Ascomycota; Dipodascomycetes; Dipodascales; Trichomonascaceae. Gene Ontology annotation, molecular function: ubiquitin conjugating enzyme binding; cullin family protein binding; ubiquitin-like protein binding.